Capsicum annuum is the source of this 2372-nucleotide messenger RNA. RefSeq lists its product as uncharacterized. Lineage: Eukaryota; Viridiplantae; Streptophyta; Magnoliopsida; Solanales; Solanaceae. The coding region runs from base 1569 to 2156 and encodes 195 amino acids. The transcript is spliced from 2 exons. Gene Ontology annotation, cellular component: nucleus; cytoplasm. Gene Ontology annotation, biological process: protein ubiquitination; modification-dependent protein catabolic process. The record is from RefSeq and is a predicted model, not a curated record. Gene Ontology annotation, molecular function: protein tag activity; ubiquitin protein ligase binding.
GUAGCCGAUUCUUUAUUUGGCUUUUCAUAAUUACUCUGAGAAUCCUACACACGAUACUCCUCAGAUGAGACUGCUGUGUGACGACACUCAACCUCACUGCCAGAUGAAAAUAAGCUUAGUCAUAGGUUUGGCAAACUCUCUUUACAGUUCUACCCCAUUGCUUAUAUGAUUUUUUUUUUUAAAGGGCAGCCCGGUGUACUAAAGCUCCCGCUAUGCGUGGGGUCUAGGGAAGGGCCCGACCACACAAGGGUCUAUUGUAUGCAGCCUUGCCUUGGCAUGCAUUGCAAGAGGUUGUUUCCAAGGCUUGAACCCGUGGCCCCCUGGUCACAUGGGAGUAACUUUACCAGUUAAUUCCAAGCUUCCCUUCGCUUAUUUGAAAAAGUUAAUCACGAAUAAACUAUAUUAACCCGUGAAGGAACUAAUCAUACGUGGCACAGUUUUGAACUUCUCUCUUUGUCUUUGGUGACUAUGGAAUCACAGGGGACGCGGAGUUGUUUGUCGUUUAUUGAGCCAACUUGUGUCAUUAGAGGAAAAAAAGUAGAUUAUGAACACGAAAUGGCAGAAAUUUGAAGAGGAAUGGAUAAACAAAGUAGUUGCUACUCAUUGAUUAGUGAGAAAUGAAUGAUCGUUGCAAGCUGAUUGGAGAUCGUUGAACUUAUGUCUUGUGGAACUUAAUUUGAAUGAUAAGCACUAAACAAGGUUCAAGAAAUGGCAUAAAAAGGCAGUUAAUAAGGAAAGGAUGGUUGUUUGAUCUAUAUUUCAAUUACUGUUACAGAAUGUGAAAUCUUUCCUUAUACACAUUCUGCCAUGCAUACAAGAAAUCUAUGUUUCUGUCGACACAUACCUCUAUUUGAUCUUGCAGAUUCUCAUUUAAGUUCGUAGUUGAGAAUUUUUCUAAGUUUUUCCUUAUUUCACUAAAUCAAAAAAACGCACCUCAUGAUGUACCACACAUCUGGUGCCUUCGUACGAUUGCAUGUAUUAACUAAGAUGAUAGAACGUACUAUACCCUAUAAUCUAAUGGAAGAGAAGUAACAUAAGAUGAAAGAGUGGUGAUGUGUAAUAUGUAGGGUAUUUAGUCAUCAAAUAUAUUUGAUCGUGAUAUCUGUAUUUUAAUCUCCACGCUUUAAUAUGUGAUUUAGAGUAUUUCUGUUGGAUGGUGUUUAUAAUUGUCAACGUUGUUAGUUCCCUUUUUUGCAAUAUGCAUCUAUUAAAUAUUUUGCAGCAUUGUGUUUCUGCCUUUAUGACCAUAUCUUGCAUUAUCUUUUUUCUGUAUCCUCUUGCAGAUACCUAUAUACUUGAGAGUCACUAAAACAAUCAAGUUAAACAUUAAGGAAUCAGAUAGUAUUGGACAUGUCAAAGCGUUGCUACAUGAUAAGGAGGGCAUACCGGUAUGUCUUCAACAGCUGCUUUCAGGAGAUGAUAAGCUAGCGGAUGGAUGGAAGCUAGUUGAUUAUGGCAUUUGCGAGAACUCCACCCUUCAUGCUUAUGUUGAAGAUUCAGUCCCAGUGAUCACACUGUAUGUAAAGAGAUCAUACGCCUAAGAUUAUCAAGUCGAAGAAAUAGAAGUCAUGGCUACUUUAUCUGUUCGCCAUGUUAAAACGGCUAUAGAGAGCAAGGUUGGUCACUCAAUUGGCGAUAAGCCUCUCUUCAUGACAAAACAGAAGCUGGAAGAUGAGAAGCAACUCUAUUACUAUGAUAUCAAAGCAGGCUCCGUCUUACUGGUGGUGGAGGGAACGAUGCAGAUCUAUGUCGUUAGACGUACUGAUCAUGUAUGUGCAAUACUGGACGUUCACAAGAACAAUUCGGUCAAGGAAGUGAAGGAACUGUUUCUAGAUAAGCUUGGAAUACCUGUUCAUCUCCAAAAGCUUACCUUCGAGGGAAAAGGUUUAUUAGUUGAUUCCCGGACUUUAUCUAGGUACAAAAUUUGCAAUGAGUCGAUUCUAGAUCUGGAUGUUCAUAAUUGCUCCGAGAAUCCUACACGUGGUACUCCUCAGACUGGACUGCUGCGUGAUAACACUCAACCUCACCGACAGAUGAAUUCAGUCACAGGUGCGUCAAGUUCUGUUAUGAACCAUACUGAUGACGCGGAGGACAGCAGAGCUAACACAAGAGAUCAGUGUAAUCUUACUCCGCGUACAACAAGUAACCGUGUGUGAAAAACCACCUAACAGAUUUAGUUGAAUAUGUCGUGGAGCUGGGGAACUGCGCGUUAUGGUGCGCGUGGAGUAUGAGAAAUCUGUUAGACGUCGCUAUCUCUGUAUCGUGUUAUUUCUUUACUGUUUCAUUGCAAUUUCCAGUUUUUUGCAACUUUGUUUGGUUAACUAAGAUACUCAGUCAAGCUGCUUUGGUAUUGUGCUUGUAUCAGACACAUA